Messenger RNA from Sphaeroforma arctica JP610, 594 nucleotides. RefSeq lists its product as hypothetical. The record is from RefSeq and is a predicted model, not a curated record. Lineage: Eukaryota; Ichthyosporea; Ichthyophonida. The coding region runs from base 1 to 594 and encodes 197 amino acids. The transcript has a single exon.
AUGGAAACCCACGAGUUACUACAGCUACUGAACCCGGAUAUCCAAGAGGCACAGAUACGUUCCACACAAAGUCUAACGAAUCGUCGUGGUCACAAUGGGAACACAGGCAGAAGUGAGGCAACAGGUCGACCCAGCCCCCAUAUAGGUCAACGUCAACACCAACAGUGGCAACAACGGCCAACAGCGACGGCUACAGCAACCACAUGUAACGGCUGCCGGGCGCAAGCACCUCCAGGCCUCCGACACAUACCACGGUGUCACCAUUACAGGGCGGCACAAUCAGGGGUGCAGGACAAUAGAUCGCGAUCGUCAGAUACCAAUAUUCACAGCAGAGACAUACAGUCGUCGCAACGUACAACGCUACCGCAAGGGAAAGAACGCCACCAGUCGCAGUUUUCCAACAGGCAGCCAACGACAAACACGUCCACACCACAGGUUAAUGUGGUCACACAAGAGGACGUCCCCCGGAACGACACCCAGUCUGCCACAGAGAUACAUAUACAUUCGAUCUUGACGGAGGAAGCUGGACAAGGCGACGAUUCCUAUCCGACUACACCACAGUCGUCAUGGACCCCGUUCCCGGAGCAACCCUGA